Molecule: messenger RNA, 1662 nt
Organism: Acaromyces ingoldii
Lineage: Eukaryota; Fungi; Basidiomycota; Exobasidiomycetes; Exobasidiales; Cryptobasidiaceae
Product: MFS general substrate transporter
Exons: 2
Coding region: 259-1662 (467 amino acids)
Biological process (GO): transmembrane transport
Molecular function (GO): transmembrane transporter activity
Source: RefSeq, a predicted model, not a curated record
CGCAAGGGGAAAGAAAGAUCAGAUAAAAAUCCCCCGCCGGCUCAAACCCGCUAGUCCGCACGUCAAAGCGCUAGAAGCACAGAAAUUAGAAUUUCGGACAGCCGGCUUUUUAUCUGUCAGUGAUCUCGCCAGCUUCUGCACAAAAUCUUCUUCGCGAAGGGCUCAACGGAGCAGAACGUCUUUACUUUCUUCCUUUACAGCGUCGAUGAAGCCGCUCUUUGCCCGGUGCAAGUCGUGUGUCCCCUCCCGUCCACGACGAUGACCGCCAAAGAAGAGCAUCAGCUCGAGCAAGGGGGGGAGACAUCCCGUCCAGUCAGCGCCCGCGAGUGGUCCAGGCGGAGAAAGAACAUCACCACCUGGGUCGUUUCCCUCUUCAAGUUCAUCUCUGGCUUGACCUCGACGUCUGUGGUCCCUAAUCUGCCCGCCAUAUCCGCUCAGUUCCACACACAGGGUGCGCUCGCCAUCUUUCCCCUUUCGACGUACUUUCUCGGCUAUGCCGCUGGCUUGCUCCUCAUUGGUCCCCUCUCAGAGACGUUUGGCCGAGUGGGCGCCCUGCAGCUCUCAAAUUUGUCCUUUAUCGUCUUCAAUACCGCGGCAGGAUUUGCGCAGACCAACACGCAAAUCAUUGUCCUGCGUGUGCUGAGUGGAUUCGGCGGCGCUGGCCCUCUUUCGCUCGGCGGUGGGAUCCUCAACGACUGCUUCACGCCCGAGGAACGCACGUCGUUGAUCACCGUGUAUGCGCUGCCAGGCCAGCUCUCCCCCGCGCUGGGGCCAAUCCUGGGUGCAGUGUGCGAUCAAUUUCUCGACUGGCGAUGGACCUUUUGGAUCGUCUCCAUCACAAGCGUUGCCCUCCAAGCUCUCUGCUUCCUCACUGUCCGCGAGACGUACCAGCCAGUGCUCGACCGGCGCUGGGAAAAGCAGCAGAAGGGGGGACAGGCGCAAUGGUGGCCGUCGAAGGAAGAGCUUGCGGACACACGGCGGAAGUUGGCCAUCAAUACGCAGCGCCCCUUCAAAAUGCUUGCCACCCAUCACAUCGUACAGCUCAUCGCCCUCUCCAACGGCCUCACGUAUGGCAUCCAGAUGCUUGUCACUGCGUCUCUGGACCAGCUCUGGAAGGAGUCCUACCACCAACCGACCAUCCUGGCCGCGCUAAACUACCUUGCCCUCGGUGUGGGUCUCGUAUUUGGAGCACAGGUGUGCCGUCGAUGUAACCGGUCCAUCUACGCAAGGCUCAAGGAGCGCAACGGCGGCCAAGGUCGCCCCGAGUUCCGCGUCCCCAUGAUUGCGGCAGGCACAGUCAUUGUACCGCUGGGUCUGCUCUGGUAUGGCUGGGCCGCACAGGCCCGGGUCUUUCCCCUUGUGCCCGAUCUGGGCGUCUUUCUGCUCGCCAUCGGUCUCGUCGCCAUCCUCAAUUGCACGAGUCUCUACCUCGUCGACACGUACAAGCUGCAGUCAGCUUCGGCAACCGGUGCAGUCAAUCUCCUGCGAUCGCUUGCCGGCUUUGCCUUUCCCCUCUUCUCGACUGCGCUCUACGACCGCCUCGGGCAAGGUUAUGCAAACACGCUCCUCGCGGGGAUCACAAUUGUCGCAGGUUGGCCGGUCCCCUUCUUGCUCUGGAGGUACGGAGAGGUCAUGCGACGUCGGCUCAUCGAAGACUACUGA